Messenger RNA from Protobothrops mucrosquamatus (brown spotted pit viper), 649 nucleotides. RefSeq names its product solute carrier family 41 member 1-like. Gene Ontology annotation, cellular component: plasma membrane. The annotation marks the transcript as partial. The record is from RefSeq and is a predicted model, not a curated record. NCBI's taxonomy places the organism in Eukaryota, Metazoa, Chordata, Lepidosauria, Squamata, Viperidae. Gene Ontology annotation, biological process: monoatomic cation transport. Gene Ontology annotation, molecular function: monoatomic cation transmembrane transporter activity. The transcript has 5 exons.
GUUCAAGCAACAGUUGUUGGUUUUCUGGCUUCAAUUGCUGCAGUGAUAUUUGGCUGGAUCCCAGAUGGACACUUCAGCGUUGGCCAUGCCAUUCUCCUUUGUGCCAGUAGUGUGGCCACUGCCUUCAUUGCCUCCCUUGUGCUGGGCAUGAUCAUGAUUGGUGUAAUCAUUGGUUCCAGAAAGAUGGGUAUCAAUCCUGACAAUGUGGCUACGCCUAUUGCUGCCAGUCUUGGUGACCUCAUUACCCUGGCUCUGCUUUCUGGGAUAAGCUGGGGCCUCUAUAUAGAACUGGAAGACAAGCCUUAUGUGAAUCCCUUGGUCUGUGCUUUUUUUGUUGCACUGCUGCCCCUCUGGAUCAUCAUUGCUAAGCGGAAUCCAGCAACCCAGGAGGUACUAUAUUCUGGCUGGGAACCAGUCAUCAUUGCCAUGGCAAUUAGCAGUGUUGGAGGAUUGAUAUUGGAUAAAACAGUGUCAGAUCCAAAUUUUGCAGGAAUGGCAGUCUUUACUCCUGUUAUAAAUGGUGUUGGUGGCAAUCUGGUGGCUGUUCAGGCUAGCCGCAUCUCCACUUAUCUCCAUAUGAGUGGGGUGCCUGGAGAGAAUUCAGGGAUAGCCCCCCGCAAGUGUCCAAGUCCCUGUAGCACCUUCUUCA